CAUGCACUACAGAGCUCCAGUACCACCUCCACCUGAACUCAUCCUGACCAGCAGGGAAAUAUCCACCCGACACCACCAUGAGUCUGAGGAGCAAACGCAGCGGCCGCCAAGGAAUGUAUGUGUCCUCUGGGAGCUUCAGCAGCAAAUCUGUGGGAUCCUACAUCAUCCCCAAAAUCAGCACCCCGACCAACUAUGCAGCCCCCAUCACAUCUGUAACCGUCAACAAGAGCCUGCUCACCCCGCUGAACAUCGACAUUGACCCCACUGUCCAAGCUGUUCGCACCAAGGAGAAGGAACAGAUCAAGAGUCUCAACAAUCGCUUUGUCUCAUUCAUUGAUAAGGUAAGAUACCUGGAACAGCAGAAUAAAAUGCUGGACACCAAGUGGAAGAUGCUACAGCAACAGACUGUCGCCACCUCUAACACUGAGCCCAUGCUGAAGUCCUACAUCGCCAACCUGCAAAAGCAGCUGGAGCUUCUCACCAAUGACAAACAGAGACUUGACAUGGAGAAUGGCAUCAUGCACAGACAUGUGGAUGACUACAAGACAAAGUUUGAGGAAGAAAUCAACAAGAGGAAUGAUGCAGAGAACGAGUUUGUCGUGCUCAAAAAGGAUGUGGAUGCAGGAUAUCUGUCGAAGGUGGAUCUAAACGACAGGUUGUCUUCUCUCAGUGAUGAAUUUAACUUCCUCACGGCUCUAUAUGACACGGAGAUGCGUGAGCUGAAGGAGAGCCUGAAGGAAACCUCUGUGGUGGUGCAGAUGGACAAUUCCCGAGCCCUGAACAUGGAUCGGAUAGUGUCUGACGUCAAGGCUCAGUAUGAGGACAUCGCUGCCCGCAGCCGUGAAGAAGCUGAAAGUUGGCACAAGAAAAAGUUUGACGAGAUGACUGCCGAGGCCAACCAAUACGGAGACAAGCUGCAUACCACCAAGAGUGAAAUAUCUGAGCUCAAAAGAAUGAUCAACCGUCUGCAGCAGGAGAUUGAUGCUGCAAAGGCACAGCGUGCCAGCCUUGACAAGAACAUUGUGGAGGUGGAGGAGCGUGGGGAGCAGGCUGUUCUGAAUGCAAAGAGCCGCAUCAGGGAGCUGGAACAGGCUCUGAAGAGGGCCAAGCAGGACAUGGCUCGACAGCUCAGAGAGUACCAGGAGCUCAUGAAUGUCAAACUGGCCCUGGACAUUGAGAUCUCCACCUACAGGAAGCUGCUGGAAGGAGAGGAGCAAAGACUUGGACAGGAGUCUAUUCUCAACAUCCAAACAGUGCCCACCAAAAGUAACUGUCUCUAACGUUACUAACAAGCAGAAACAGCGAAACUCAGGCCCAAUUCUCAUCAAGACAGUGGAGACCCGUGACAUAUCGUACAGCUGAUGCAGAAAACACACUGCUGGAUCACUACAGCUUUAACUCUACCUUUACAUUAAUCUCUUUGUAAUCAACUAUAUAAGCCAACUGCAUAAAUGAGCCACUUGUGUGUGUUGUUUAUUUCCCUUCUUGAUGUUUAUACCAUUAAUUACCAGUUGCUGAAAAUAAAUACAUAAUCAUCAGCAUGA
This is a messenger RNA of Amphiprion ocellaris (clown anemonefish), 1544 nucleotides long. Its product is annotated as keratin, type II cytoskeletal 8. Gene Ontology annotation, molecular function: structural constituent of skin epidermis. Gene Ontology annotation, cellular component: keratin filament. NCBI's taxonomy places the organism in Eukaryota, Metazoa, Chordata, Actinopteri, Pomacentridae. The coding region runs from base 78 to 1280 and encodes 400 amino acids. Gene Ontology annotation, biological process: intermediate filament organization; keratinization. The transcript is spliced from 9 exons. The record is from RefSeq and is a predicted model, not a curated record.